AUGCCUGACUGCGCCAUAUCAGUCAUGAGUUCAGGACUUGUAGUCUCCGCCAGGAAGCGGGCGCUGUCCCAGAAGCUGCCACUGAGCCUCCCCAACUUCCGCGACAUCACCACUCUGAUGAACGGACUUGCGAGCAGCAUACCGUCGACGACGCUAUCCCUCUCCGGACCGCACGGCGGCGACAUCUCAUGCUGGCUCUUGGACACGAGAAGUCUAUGGCCGGGCCAGAACAUCUGGGCAGCGCCUGGAGCAGCAGAAGCGAUGGCUCUGAUCUCCAUGGCGGAACAGAAGACCGUCUCAACAAAGAUGUUCAUACAAGAUGCGAAGAUGAGCCUCGGAAGUGCUCUUCUCAAACGCCUGUUCGUUUCCAAGACGCUGGACAUAGCAUGGAAAGAUGUUGCCUUUGCGAGGAAGGGAGACCCGAAGCAUGGUAAACCCUGCGCUGUCGAUGCUGUUGGUCGUCCGAUUGCGGGCAUUGACUUCAACGUCUCGCAUCAAGCAGGCCUUGUUGCGUUGAUCGGCUGGAAUGGCAAGAAGCAGCAAAAGUAUCUUCCCGACGGUGGUAUAGAGCGUCACCGGAGCCCAAACUCCAACUUCGAUCCCGAUGUCAUGGUCGGCGUAGACAUUGUGUGCGUCAAUGAGCGCGACGACUACCGGACGAUCGAUGAGGAAGGCCUCGACGGCUGGGUAGAUAUCUACGACUUCGUCUUCAGCGAUGAGGAACGAUGGAGCAUGAAAUAUGACAUCGACUACGUUACCCUGCUGGAUGGUGCAAUACUUGGCAGGGAAGAGAUCGGACGAUACGACAGGUGCAUCGAACGCAACAAGCAGAUUUCACUCAAGACGCCCACUGGAACGGAAGUACAAUUCAACUCUGACCUACUCGUCGAUGCGAAGCUACGGCGAUUCUACACCUUCUUCUGCUACAAGGAGGCAUACAUCAAGCUUGCCGGCGAAGCUCUGCUCGCACCCUGGUUGAAGCAGCUGGAGUUCUUCAAUGUGCGGAGUCCGAAGCCAGGACAGGUUGCGCGAUGCAGUACCCAUGGGCAGUGGGGCGAGGAAGUGGACGAUGUUGAGGUGCACAUGCAUGGACAGGAGGUCAACGAUGUGAGGAUGAAGAUUCAGUCAUUUGAAGAGAGCUUCAUGCUAUCAACCGCUAUCCAAGGAAAGAUCGAGGGAAUCAAGGUGCCAGCUUUCAAGACGCUGGAUUUGCGGAACGACGUUCUAUCAUACGCGCAAAAGCACCUUAACACACCACCAUCGGACUACAGGUGA
Molecule: messenger RNA, 1275 nt
Organism: Fulvia fulva
Lineage: Eukaryota; Fungi; Ascomycota; Dothideomycetes; Mycosphaerellales; Mycosphaerellaceae
Product: 4'-phosphopantetheinyl transferase A
Exons: 1
Coding region: 1-1275 (424 amino acids)
Cellular component (GO): cytosol
Molecular function (GO): holo-[acyl-carrier-protein] synthase activity; magnesium ion binding
Source: RefSeq, a predicted model, not a curated record